AUGUCGUCUAGAGCUCUGCGGAAAUUACAAAAACAAAAGGAAGUCCAAAAUUUAGAGGUUCAAGAUGACUCGGAAGACAGUGAACCACCUGUCUCAAUAUCCCGGCCAAAGAUCAAUGCUUUUGAUCUAUUAGGUGGCAAGGACGAUGAUAAUGAGAAUGAAUCUGAUGAAGAAAAUCCUCCUACUGAAGAGAGCCAACAGCCUGGCCCACCGUUGGAGGUUUCAAAACCCACAAGCAGCAAGAAGAGGAGAAAGAAGAACAAGAAACAGCAGGCAAAAAAAAGCGCAGACCUGGCUGAUACGAAAACUUUUAACUCUGAGGCCCCGGAAGCUGAUGAGAUAGACAUUGCCCUUGAAGCUUUAGCUCUUAAACAUCCUUCACAAUCCGAGGACCCGAAUCACAAAUCAGGAGGGGCCCAUAAUGACUCCAUCGAGCAGGAAUUAUGCGCGCUCCUAGAAAUAGAUGCCAAGAAGCUUGUUGCUAUGAAUGAAAUGAAAAGACUCUUCGGAAAUGCUGCUGUGGAAAACCGGGCUUCCCCAUCCGAAAAUCCGUCUGGAAACCGGAGACGAGAUCGGAAUAGGCGUGCUCUGGACUUGGGAGCUGCUCUGACAGGGCGAUACAGCCCUGCAAGCCGAGGUCAGGAUCUCUCAGGUGUAGCACUACGUAAAAAUGUGCUUAUGCAAGGGAAAGCUGAGUGGCCCAAGGCGACAAGCGGGGGGCUAGGGAUGGAAGUCGUUCAGAGGUCCUCUGGCGGUGUGGUUGAAUAUGAGAUAGUCCAUAAUAAAGCUUAUAAGGAUGUCCAGCGUCAGUUUGACAUGUGUGUGGAGUCCAUGCAACCUGAAAGAAUGAUCGAGUUGCUUCAGUAUAACCCCUACCAUAUAUCAACAUUACUACAGGUUUCUGAGAUUGCAAAACAUCAAGGGGACCAUGCUGUAUCUGCUGAUCUCUUAGAAAGGGCUUUAUUUAACAUAGGACGUUCGGCUCAAUCUUCCUUUGGGAACAGUUUAAAAGAGGGCAAAGCUAGGCUGGAUUUUACCAUUAAGGAGAACCGUGAGUUAUGGCUUGCAGGAUGGAGGUACGUUAUUAACCUGGGAAUGAAAGGUACCUGGAAAACAGCAUAUGAAUGGACUAAAUUACUCCUGAGCCUUGACCCGGAUGACCCAUACUGUCUAAGCUUGAUUAUCGAUCAUAUCGCCAUAAGGGCAAGAGAACUAGAACAUUUUGUCGACUUGUGUCUAUACCCUAGUUUCAGAGAACGGUGGCAAUCGUUUCCUAACAUUCAGUGCUCCCUUGGCCUGGCGUACAUGUAUUUGAAAAAACCAAAGGAGUGCAGAGAGGUCCUUCAUUCUGCCAUCGCUCGAUAUCCGUGGAUAUUCUGCCGUCUUACCCAAGAACUAAAUAUAUCGCCCGUGCCAAAAGCCAUUUGGGGUGCUCAGGCACCUAGCAAAGCUUACGAAUUGCUUUGUGAACUUUACAUAGCUCGCGCCAAAGACAUAUGGAAUACUCCCGAGGCAACCUCUCUCUUGGUCGAGGUUGCUGAUUCUCUAGUGGCACCUGAGAAACCCCCCAAAGCACCAGAGGUAUCACAGGACAUGGCACGGCAUGUUAUACUAUCAGACAUAUCAUCAGUAACGGCCCACCUCCCACGCCAUUUCACCAUCCGACAAAUAUCGGCUUCGGAUCCCCUACCGCCAAAUGAGGCGGGGUUGUCUACUGUUCGCGCGGCAUCUAUGAUGGACGAAGUGCUUCAACUAUUUGGCGCAAACGAACCAGACCAUAUUCAAACCGGCCACCAAAACCAUGAACAUACCCCUGAGGAUGACGACACCGACUCAGCGGAAGAAUUAGAUAUGGCAGAGGUGUAUCUUCCUCCGUCGCAAGCACCUGAAUGGCUAUCGGCUGAAGGGGCGGAUGAGCUUGCAGGAUUCUUCAGUGUCAAUGGCGUGGAUCCGGGAAAUUGGGAGGAGGACGUAGAUAUGACGCCUGUUCAGCGCUGGGUGAGAAUCCUCCGGCGUCUAGACAGGCGGGAUUGGCACCGGAUCAUCUCCUCCGUAACUGCAGGACUAGGUUCAUCUGCCGAAAUGGUUGAGUUGGUCCUUAUUGAGGAACUAGAACGGCAAACCAGCACAUAG
This is a messenger RNA of Microsporum canis CBS 113480, 2133 nucleotides long. Its product is annotated as Nulp1-pending protein. The transcript has 2 exons. Bases 1 to 2133 code for a protein of 710 amino acids. Gene Ontology annotation, cellular component: RQC complex. Gene Ontology annotation, molecular function: protein binding. The record is from RefSeq and is a predicted model, not a curated record. Lineage: Eukaryota; Fungi; Ascomycota; Eurotiomycetes; Onygenales; Arthrodermataceae. Gene Ontology annotation, biological process: rescue of stalled cytosolic ribosome; ribosome-associated ubiquitin-dependent protein catabolic process.